AUGAGCGUAAACCAAGAAGUAAGAAUACAUGAUGUUUGGAAUUCGAACGUCGAGGAAGAGUUUGCAAAAAUGAGGACUCUCAUUGACGACUAUCCUUUUGUUGCGAUGGAUACCGAGUUCCCAGGAGUUGUCGCUACUCCUUUGGGCACUUUCAAGAGCAAGGAGGAUUUCAAUUACCAGCAAGUUGGAUUCGCGUUGGUCGAUGAAAAAGGAGAUCUCCCACCAACAGGAGACGUGUGGCAGUUUAAUUUCCACUUUUCGCUUUCGGACGAUAUGUAUUCACAGGAGAGUGUUGAAAUGCUCAGAGCGGCUGGAAUCGAUUUUACUCGUUUGCAGAAUGAGGGGAUUUCUAUGGAUAUUUUUGGCGAGUUGCUGACAACGUCAGGCUUGAUUGUGGACGAUCGGAUAACAUGGCUGACCUUUUCGUCUGGGUACGACUUUGGGUAUCUCUUGAAGUCAAUAACCCUUGGUGAACUUCCGAAAGAGGAAUCACAGUUCUUUCAAUUCCACCGAGCACUGUUUCCCCGCUGUUAUGACAUUAAACUCAUGCUACGGAUGCCUGGGUCAUUCAAUACCAAACUCAAAGGAGGUCUACAAGAGGUUGGAUUCGCGUUGGUCGAUGAAAAAGGAGAUCUCCCACCAACAGGAGACGUGUGGCAGUUUAAUUUCCACUUUUCGCUUUCGGACGAUAUGUAUUCACAGGAGAGUGUUGAAAUGCUCAGAGCGGCUGGAAUCGAUUUUACUCGUUUGCAGAAUGAGGGGAUUUCUAUGGAUAUUUUUGGCGAGUUGCUGACAACGUCAGGCUUGAUUGUGGACGAUCGGAUAACAUGGCUGACCUUUUCGUCUGGGUACGACUUUGGGUAUCUCUUGAAGUCAAUAACCCUUGGUGAACUUCCGAAAGAGGUAUCACGAUUGGUCCAGGGCCAUCUAUUCGGACUAGGUUCUUCAUUAUCGCUCUCUCAAUCAGCUCACAAAUUAGAUGAAUUGGAUAAGGAAAAGGAAGUCGUAGCAGUCAAUUGA
Messenger RNA from Cooperia oncophora, 1020 nucleotides. The record is from the annotation of a GenBank genome assembly. Lineage: Eukaryota; Metazoa; Nematoda; Chromadorea; Rhabditida; Trichostrongylidae.